CUGAGAAGAACUCGUACAGUGCACAGUCAGGCACUACUCUCCGACUUUAAUCUGCGUUCAAAACCAUCUUCCGCAACCGAUUAUUGGUUUGGAAAUUUCGGUUGUUGCUGCAAAGUGACACCGUGUGCAAUAUGCCUACACGUAGCGGGUAAGGAAGAAGGAGCUCAUGCUAUAAAGAUCAUUGGAUGGGGUGUGGAAAAAGGCACUCCCUACUGGAUCGUCGCAAACUCAUGGAACACCGAUUGGGGAGAAGACGGAUACUUCCGAAUUCUUCGUGGAAGGAACGAAUGCGGUAUCGAGCAGUAUGUAACAGCUGGUCUACUUAAAGUUUAAAA
Molecule: messenger RNA, 335 nt
Organism: Strongylus vulgaris
Lineage: Eukaryota; Metazoa; Nematoda; Chromadorea; Rhabditida; Strongylidae
Source: the annotation of a GenBank genome assembly